Ruditapes philippinarum (Manila clam) is the source of this 3239-nucleotide messenger RNA. RefSeq names its product GTP-binding protein 4-like. The coding region runs from base 135 to 2039 and encodes 634 amino acids. The transcript is spliced from 17 exons. Lineage: Eukaryota; Metazoa; Mollusca; Bivalvia; Venerida; Veneridae. Gene Ontology annotation, cellular component: nucleolus. Gene Ontology annotation, biological process: ribosomal large subunit biogenesis. Gene Ontology annotation, molecular function: GTP binding; GTPase activity; RNA binding. The record is from RefSeq and is a predicted model, not a curated record.
GCUUCUUCUGUAAUGCACGUGGAUUUCUACUUCCGGAAAAACACAACUUGCUAAUAUUUUCAAUUUAUUAGAGUUUUGUAAUUAAGAAAAACUGAUUUGUACUUAAGGAGGACUUUAGUUUAAAACAUUUAAUUAUGUCGCACUAUAAUUUUAAGAAGAUAACUGUUGUGCCAACAGCAAAGGACUUUGUGGAUAUAGUGCUGUCUAAAACACAGAGGAAAACACCAACAGUUGUGCACAAACAGUACAAGAUCUCGAGGAUUAGACAGUUUUAUACGAGGAAAAUCAAGUUUUCUCAGCAGACUUUCCAUGAUAAGUUAACACAGAUUAUCACAGACUUCCCUAAGCUUGAAGAUGUGCAUCCCUUUUAUGCUGAUUUGAUGAACGUAUUAUAUGACAAAGAUCAUUUCAAGCUGGCUUUAGGGCAGAUCAAUACUGCAAGACAUCUUAUUGAUAAUGUUGCUAAAGAUUAUGUCAGGCUGAUGAAGUAUGCCGAUAGUUUGUACAGAUGUAAACAGCUAAAAAAAGCAGCACUAGGAAGAAUGUGUACGAUAAUGAAGAGGCAGAAACAGAGUUUGGAAUAUCUAGAGCAAGUUAGACAGCAUCUGUCACGUUUACCUACCAUAGACCCAAAUACUAGGACAUUACUUAUAUGUGGUUUCCCAAAUGUUGGCAAGUCCAGUUUUAUAAACAAGAUUACACGAGCUGAUGUUGAAGUUCAGCCAUAUGCCUUUACCACAAAGUCACUGUUUGUUGGUCACACUGAUUAUAAAUAUUUAAGAUGGCAGGUUGUAGACACACCAGGUAUUCUGGAUCAUUCACUUGAGGAUAGAAACACAAUAGAGAUGCAGGCUAUCACAGCUCUCGCUCAUUUACGUGCCGCAGUUCUCUAUGUUAUGGACAUCUCAGAACAGUGCGGACAUUCUAUAGAACAACAGGUAUCUUUAUUCAGAAAUAUCAAACCCCUCUUUGCAAACAAGCCACUGAUAGUGUGUGUAAACAAGGUGGACAUAUUAAAAGUGGAUGAUCUUCCAGAAGAUAAAAGGGAUAUGAUUAAAAGUUUUGAAGAUGAAGGGAUACCUAUAAUGAACAUGAGUACAUUAACAGAAGAGGGUGUCAUUGAGCUUAGAAAUGAGGCAUGUGAUCGGCUAUUAGCACACAGAGUGGAAACAAAGAUAAAAACAAAGAAAGUCAAUGAUAUUGCUAACCGUUUACAUGUUGCUGUACCACAGAAGAGAGACCAUAAGGACAGACCAGCAUUUAUACCGGAGGCAGUGCAGAAAAAGAGACAAGCUAUGGAAGUUGAACGAGAAAAAAGGCGAUUGGAACGUGAUAUUGAAAUGGAGGAAGGAGAUGACUACAUACUUGAUCUUAGAAAAACAUGGGACUUACCUAAUGAGGAGGAGAAAUAUGAUGUUUUACCCGAGAUAUGGGAGGGACACAAUGUUGCGGACUUUAUUGAUCCUGAAAUUAUGGAGAAACUGGAUGCAUUAGAGAAGGAGGAGGAGUUAAGAGAGAAGGCUGGUUACUAUGACGAUGAUGAUAGUGAGGAAGAUGAAGAAAUGAAAGAUUUACGUAAAACUGCUGCCAAGAUUCGUAAUAAGAGACAGAUAAUAACGUUAGAAAGUGGAGAAAAGAGACGUAUACAACGCCCAAGAGUUCCUAGAACAGCAAAGAAAAUUGAUUCUAAAAAGAUGGAGGAAAGUAUGGAGGCUCUGGGUGUAGAGAUAGAAAACAAAGAUGAGACACACUACAGUAGAGAGCGAUCUAAAAGUGCGAGCCGAACAUUGAAGAGGAAAAGGGAACCAUCCGAGUCACUUGCCCAGUCACGCGCACGUAGUUCAUCAAGAACACCACGCGAUCAAUCUGGCGUACGAGAUGCAACAAUGGCUAAAAAGGUGAAGAAGAUUGGUAGAAAAGCACAGAAAUCUUUCAAUAUGGAAGCUAGGAAGGGGGAGGCUGACAGACGUGUUCUCGAUAUGAAACCCAAGCAUUUGUUCUCUGGUAAAAGAAAAAUGGGAAAAACAGACAGAAGAUAAACUGAUUGAACUGAUACUUAUGUUUGGGAAAUACAUCUCAUAUUUACAAUAAUCACCAUCUGAAAUCUUUAUUUUCCAAUGUGGCACGAUAUGACAAGUAAUACGUUAACAGGCUGUUAAACUAAAACUAACAUACAAAAAAUCAGUAUGCAAUUGUCAUCAUCAAGAGAAAUAUUAUUUGAAACUAAAAGCCAAACUGGUUAAUGUGCAUAUAGAUGAAGAUUACCACAACAGCUUUGUGUUAAAACACUAACAAGCACGAUUUAAUAUAAGAAAAAUGUCACCAUUUUAUGUUGAUGUAAAACAUUGUCUAACCUUUGAAACCUAAAGCUUUGUAUAAAAACCAAUAUACUUCAUGGGUGCAAAUAAGUCAGAUUUUCAUGUAUUUUUUUCCUGUAUGAAUAUUGCUUAUUGUGCAAGCGUUUGUUUUUACUUGUGAAAAUGUUUUUCAUUUAUAGAUAUUGUUAGUGAAGAAAAUAUGUACCUAAUUAUAUUUACUGUUGGUUAGGUAAAUGAAUGAACUUCAAUGGACUAGGUUCAAGUGUAUUUAAUUUACUGAUUGAGAUGUUACAUCUAGUUAAAGUCUUUUAUGUGGAAUCAAUACUCCUCAUUACUGUGUGUUUGAAUCCUAUCAGGGAGUUUCAAAGAUAUGAGGGGGUUAAAGUCUUGAGGUUUAAUGCUCAUUUAACUGGGGUUCCAAUUCUUUUAUGUGAGCUUAUGGAACAUCAGUGGCUCUCUUUUACAUGAAAUAAUGCUUGGAAAGGCAUUGGAGUACUUAAUUCACUGUCUGUGUGACUUGAAAACCCAAUUCAAAUGAAUAGAAAUAAAAAAUAUAGUGACUGGUUUUAAGAUAUCUAAGCUAAACUUCUUACAUGUCUGGAGCAAGUGUGUCUGUCAAUCAUUUUAGAACCAGCUUGUUCAGGUAUUAAUGCAAGUUUUGUCUUGGAUUUAAAGAAAAGCAUGUUAAUAUUUAACCUUAAUUAGAUAAGUCAUCAUAAUCACAAACUCAUGUGUAUGAAAUUAUAUUAAAUAGGAAUAUUGGCAUAAAAUAAGGAAUUAAUAUGAUUUGCAAUAAGCAUGAUAUAGACAAGUAUAAACAAUAUACAAAUGUACAUGGAGAUGCAUUUGAAAGUUAAGAAAUUAAUGAAGUUUAAUUUUUUAAUUGUUAUGGUUGUUACACAAAAUAAACAUUGAAGAAGA